AUGGGCGGCGAUGCAGUCAAGUUCAUUGCUAGCGAAAGCAAUCUUGCUAAGAAUCCAAUCAACGGAAACACCGACGCUGUCAUAGUUCCUCUCGGCAACGAAGGCGACGCGACCCCGGGAAAAACCACGUCACAGAUGAAAGAGUUCACUGAUAGACCAGUGAGCCUCGCGGUACCUCGAUUGAUCGGAUGCACCUCGGUCAUUGUCGUUUCGAAAAAGGGUGUGUGGGCCAAUCAUAUUUGGGACGCACCUAUUUUCCGGCCCGAACAGGAUAUCAACGAGGAGACAUAUGAGUCGACGGGCAAAUGGCUGACCCCUGGAUUUGGAUUUGACCUUGAAGUGGUAGAGCAAUUUCCCCGCCAGGCGCAACUCACCUUUUUUCAGGAGCACGCCCUCCAGCGGCUGCACACUCGGUACGAUCCUCCCGAUGACGAACAUAUCUCGGGACUCGACGAUUUACGAAAGGCGGGCGGUAUGUUUGAUGAAGCAAGCGAGCCAAGAAUUUUCAUGUUUUCGCCAUAUGUCUCCAUCGAUGACGAGAAGGACCCCAACUAUGGCGUUGAGCAUCCGCAAGGCCUCAACGCAGCUUGGGAUAGACCUGGCAACCCGGAGCCUAGAGCAGACGAGGGAGUGGCGCCUUUCAAUGAACAGAUCAGAGCCGAACUCCGAGGCAUUUUUGGAGCAGAGACGCAAAUCGAUACCGUCUUGUAUGCACCUGAUCUGGACGAGGAUCCGGAGGACGUUUCUUUCAACCUUCACCGCGGAAGGGCGUUGAUUCAGUUCCAACCUGGCGACCUGAGCCAAUGCGACCCUCCUUCAAAAGCCAAGUGGAGAAUUUGGUUUGAGGGACAAACAGAGCCUCAAGAUACUGUGGAAUGGGACCCUAUGGAUGAUCCAUCGCAGUGGUGCGAUCCCUCGGCGGGAACCAAGAGACUGCGCCUCCGGUGGAAGACUCCAACGGGAAGCUCAUGCGCCUCUACUGCCACCGUGUCUCAAUGCAACAUGGGGGCUUGCGUGCCGACAUCGUCGUGUGCGUCCUGGGUAGCCACCGCGACGCCAACCAGUGAACCUCCCCCGCCGCCAACCCAGACUGAGGCGCCCCCUCAACCUACAGCUCCACUGGAAGUGAAUCCUGUCCAAUGCCACGAUGAGAAGGACUUUCCUGGGCACGCCGAUAUAAAUCCCAGGGAACAAACUAUCAAAGCCGCUGUCUUCUGCAUUUCGGAAGAUUUGGGUUACAUGGGACCGACCAGUGCUAGAGGCCCACCAGUUCAUCUUCGGACUACUGAUGACUCCGGAACCAACUAUGAUUGGACAAUCAUGUGGGAUGCUGGCUGUACGGUGGAGGGUGGUUUGCAGAGCCUGAAGGACCCGUUGGGCGAAGACAAGAACACUUGUGCCGAAGUAAUGAGAGGAAAUUACGACAAAUGCCCUGGUAAUGGAGGUGUUGGAGGAAGGACGAAAGUCGGGUGUCUGAUCUACGACUUCACAGGCGGUCGAGGAUGA
Molecule: messenger RNA, 1506 nt
Organism: Colletotrichum gloeosporioides
Lineage: Eukaryota; Fungi; Ascomycota; Sordariomycetes; Glomerellales; Glomerellaceae
Exons: 4
Coding region: 1-1506 (501 amino acids)
Source: RefSeq, a predicted model, not a curated record